This is a messenger RNA of Moneuplotes crassus, 2316 nucleotides long. The record is from the annotation of a GenBank genome assembly. Lineage: Eukaryota; Ciliophora; Spirotrichea; Euplotida; Euplotidae.
UUUGAAUAACUCUAAACCUAAAUGAAAUCUAAUCAUAGCCGAAACAUUAGUAACGACUCGAGUGGAGAGAAGCAGAGAUAUAACGAACAGUCCCAGAACAGUUUUGAGGGAUCUAACAGUAAGCCUCAGCAGAUGCAAGUGAACGUCUUUGGGGAGAACAAAAAUGAUGAGCAGAGCAGCCUAGAUGAUGCCAUGUACAAGAAGAUCUACAACAAACUUCUUGCAGAGAAGAAUAAGCGGAAUCCAUCAGUUAAGAAGAACUGGGGAGCUGAUGAAAUUAAGCUACUGGAGUAUGCUGUGAAUACUUACUUAAAGAAAAAGAAGCAUUCUGCUGAUAAACUAACAACUCAUGAUUGGAAGGAGAUCGCUAACUUCAUUCCAGGGAGGACUGAGAGUCAGUGUCUUUAUAAAUGGAACCUUACCCAGCAUAAAGUAAGUUUCAGGAAGUCCACUUGGCAUGGCAAUGAAGAUAAAAUAUUAAAAGAAUUAGUUAAGAGGCAUGGCAAAAAGCAUUGGCAAAAAAUCGCAAAUGAGCUUAAUGAAAGAAUGGGCCCAGAUAGUAAAAGAGCUGGGAAGCAAUGCAGAGAGCGCUGGCUAAAUCAUCUUGAUGACAGAAUUAUCAAAGGGCCAUGGUCAUUCAGUGAAGACCUUAUCCUAUUGACUAAGCAAAAGAUCAUAGGGAACAAAUGGUCUGAUAUUGUUCAAUACCUGCCUGGAAGAACAGAAAAUAUGGUGAAGAAUAGGUUCAACACAAUCGCUAAACAGAAGAGAGAAGAGAAAAGAAAUAAUAGCCGUAAGAAACUUGAUGACAUUAUUGGAGGCCUUGAAGAAGAAAAGCAAGUUGAAGAGAAAGAUUCUUGGAUAGAUGAGAAAAUUAAAGAGCUCCAAGAAGCCAUUGAAAGAAAGGAAGAUGAUCCUGCUGAUAAUACUAAUCUUUCUAAAAUCUCUGAAGAGACAAAAGAAAAGAAAUCUAAAAUGAAUAAAAGGAAAGCUAAGAAUCUUCAAAAUCCUUCUCAAAAUGGAGUAGCAGCAACAGAAAAGCCUGGAUCUCAAUACUCAAAUGUUGUAUUUGACAAAUAUGAUAAAAAUAACGAACAAAGAAGAAUUAUAGAGUCAACACCUCAGCAAUAUUAUCUAAGUAAAAGGCAGGACUCUGAGUUCUCCUUAAGAGGUUGUCAGUCUCCUAUUGAUGGAUUUCCACAAAGAAGGUUGCCUCAGAGUUCAAAUAUUGGCAGUAUGUUUGAGACUCCAAAGAAUGCCUCUCCAAAUCUUCGUAAGCUAAACGACAUCUGCGCAACUAUGAACCAAGAAGAGAGGUACAUUAACAUAUCUCCUUUGAACCCUCCAAGAAUUAUUGAGCAAAGAUCUCCAAUUCCUCGAGACACUCCAAAAACACAGCAAUUUCAAAGAAGUAUAACCGACUUGCUCAGUCUCCCAACAGACAGUAGUGGAGAACUUCAAAGACUUCACAAGCUUAAAAGUAUUUUAGAGGAGUUCACUAAAUGCAGUGAAGUACAGAAAGAAAAGUUUUUAUUUGCUAUUGAUGGGCUUAUUAGUCAGAAAAGCCUUGCUCAAAUGGAAAAGAAGACAAUAAAAAGUGACAGUGGAUCCAAGACCUCAGUCAUGAACUUGAAUAAUAGUUUCAAAUCAAUGGAGAACUUGAAAGAAAAGCCUUUAAAGCCUACCGCUUCAAAUAAGUCUACUAAAAAUAUUAAGAAUUCUCUGUUCACUAUGAUUAAGGAAGAGAAGGAUAAGAAAGAUGAAAAACCUAUAGAGAAAGAAAUUAAGCCUGAACCUAAAAAGGAAGCACAAGAUUUUCAAAAGCCUCAAGUGAAUACUAUCUCAGAGGCAAAGCAGCAAGACAAUAAUUUAUUCCAGAAGCCAGUACAGACUCCUACAGGAGGGAUGGGAUACAACCUAACACCUGGUUAUGAGAAUAACAUCAGAAGUACCUACGACUCAAUGGUCCCUUCUAUGUAUGCUUCUGGUAUGUUCGAGCAAGGGACUCCUUCCAGAGCGAUGAACGAUUUUUCCUCCACAAAUUUCCCUCAAAUGAUCCCAAGAUCGCCUUAUCUCCAAUCUCCUUCCCCUGCAUUCAGAAAUUUCAGUGGUAGAAUUGGUAUGGAGACUCCUCAGGCUGGAAUGCGUAAUGUUUGGGAAAAAGGUCAAUUCAAUCUCAGUGAAAUGAACUCACCAUUACUAAACUAUGCAGGUAAAAGGGAGCCAAAUACACCAUAUCAGGGCCCAGAGAGCCAUAUGUUCAAGAAGAACUAGUCUGUAUACCCUCUAAAGUUCCUUUCUCAAGGAUCCCUUUCA